ACCAAUUCCUCUUCCAUUCUUCUGGUAUAUAAGCAGCUUGUUCUACUUGGGUUUGUUCAGCAUUUGUGGUGUCCCAGUUCCUUUAGUGUUCCUGUUGUUGAUUGGCUAAAAUUUGGCCAUAACCAAACCUGAAUGACAUUUCUACAUUUGGGAAUUUGAACUCUAUUACAUCUGUCUGAGUGGAGAGAAAUACCUGCCUAGAAAUUCUCCUCAACCCUGUUUAGGGAAUAGGAGAUUCCAUGACCAUGUUGACCAGUCUUCUGCUUCUCAGUGCUGCCUUUGCUCUGGGAGAUGCAAAUGCAUUGAUAGAAGAAGACUUGUGUCCUUCCGGUUGGACCAAAUAUGGAUCAAUCUGUUUAAUGUUUGUAAAGACUACGAGGAGCUGGCCUGAAGCAGAGCGGUACUGUGUGUCCCUUGGUGAUCAACUGGUGUCUGUACCCAACGUUGUCGAGUACCUUGGCGCAAACCUGGCAUCUGUGCACAGCUCCGAGGAGGACCAGUUUCUACAGGCGUUGGUCUUGGUCAAGACUGUUAGUUUCCCUCCUACCUGGAUUGGCGGAUUUUAUUCUGUUAAGGACAGGCGGUGGUUCUGGAGUGAUGGCUCCGACUUUGCUCACCAGAACUGGGCUAAAGGAAGGCCUGGUGCUGGUGCCAUCGAGACUUGUAUUCAUAUCAACUUUGGAGGUCAGAAGCGCUGGAACAAUGCUUUAUGUGGAAUGAGCUUGCCCUCUGUAUGCUCCCUGAGACUCCUGCCUCUCCGCCAGACUAUACAUUAGAAGCAGCAAUGCUAUUCCGUAGUGUCUGCACCCUUAAUACUUCAUGGUAACGUCUACACAUCAGAAGCAGCAAUGUUAUUCCGUAGUGUCUGCAACCUUUUCAUGGUAACGUCAAAAUACUUAGUUGCUGUUAAAUGAAGUCUGUUACUAACCAAAUGUUGAGGAAUUGUUUGCAGCCAAUAAAAUGUGGAUGCUA
This is a messenger RNA of Oncorhynchus keta (chum salmon), 972 nucleotides long. Its product is annotated as ladderlectin-like. The record is from RefSeq and is a predicted model, not a curated record. Lineage: Eukaryota; Metazoa; Chordata; Actinopteri; Salmoniformes; Salmonidae. Gene Ontology annotation, molecular function: signaling receptor activity. The transcript is spliced from 7 exons. The coding region runs from base 240 to 776 and encodes 178 amino acids.